CUUGGUUGGCUGCUGCCGUUGAGGAUGUGGACUGUGGGGUAGAAUAAGGAGGCUUUUUUCUCGCUUGUAUGGAUUGAUUGUGGGCUUCUUGAUUUAACUCGUGGCCCUUGAUCGUUGAUUUUGGAGCUGUUUGAUUGUCAUGAGAAAGUUGAGACUGGGUCGAGAAUUGAGAGUUAAGACUGUUAAGACUGUUGGGGGAGCUAGUUUUUCAGGUUCCCUUGUCCUUAGUGCAAGUUUCGGGGAGGUUGAGAGCAUUGCCGCAGCUCUCUCUUGGAGGUUGAAAGUACUAGUGGUUCAAUUGAGCGGUUCGAGGAAGAGAGAGUGGGGUAUGUGGUGUGAGGAUUGAGGACUAGGGUGGCUGCUUUUGUGUUAUCUAAAAGUAUACGGGAAGACACGCCGUAUGAUAUAUUCCAUUUGGUUAAAGAGCUUCUGCAGUAUCUGCGCUUUUUUGGCCUGUCCCAGAUCACUAGCAGGACAUUAUCUGUCUACUGCGAUAACAUUUACGUGCGAGACACUGCCGCGAUUCAACAAUGGAGUCCAGGCUAGGCAUGACAGAGGAAGGGACGGCGAUGCAAGCGUUAUUAGGGGCUGACAGCAAUGGGGACACACCAUGGCGGUUAAAUGUGGAUUCGUUUCGCUUGCCAGGACAUCAUCAUCCCGAGUCCUCAAAGACUGCUGCUGCCGAUUGUAUGCAAAAUGCAAAAUUUGUCAUGCAAAAUUUUAGUGGUGAAAAAGGCAUUGAUGAAUACUACAGGCAGCAACAAGAGAUGUUGGAGAGCUUCGUUGAAAUGGAUUCUAUUGCAGAACGAGGGUACACACCCACCACCACUGAAGAGGAGAGAGACACCAUAAAACGAGGAGAAAGAUUUGCCAUCCAGAUCUCAAAUAUUGCCAAUUUGGCCAUAUUUGCGGCAAAAGUAUAUGCCUGCCUGAAGAGUGGCUCCUUGGCUAUUAUUGCGUCCACCUUAGACUCUUUGCUAGACUUGCUUUCUGGUUUUAUUCUUUGGUUCACGGCAAUGUCAAUGCGCAAUCAGAACCCCUAUCUGUAUCCGAUCGGCAAGAAGCGGAUGCAACCGUUGGGUAUUCUAGUUUUUGCAUCAGUAAUGACAACACUGGGCCUUCAAAUCAUUAUGGAGUCCACCCGGACAUUGAUCUCACAGGAACACUCGCUUGCACUGAUUGAGUCCAGGAACUGGGUGGUUGGAAUUAUGGUCGGAACAGCAAUCGUGAAGUUCAUGCUGAUGGUAUAUUGUCGGCUUUUCAAUGAUGAAAUCAUAAGAGCUUAUGCGCAAGACCACUUUUUUGACGUUAUGACCAACAUGAUCGGGUUGACUGCUGCAGUCCUGGCCAGCAUAUUUUCCUGGUGGAUUGAUCCAGCAGGCGCCAUUGUACUUGCUCUUUACACAAUGCGGACAUGGUCGCUCACAGUUCUCGAAAAUGUGACGGCAUUGGUUAGUCGAUCAGCCUCCCCGGACUUUUUACGUAAGGUGACAUAUCUGUGCUGGAAUCAUCACAAGGAGAUACGUCAAAUUGACACCGUCCGUGCAUACACCUUUGGGUCACAUUACUUUGCAGAAGUCGAUAUUGUGCUGGCAGCAGACAUGCCUCUGCGCCAGGCACAUGAUAUUGGCGAAUCACUUCAAGACAAACUUGAGUCGCUACCGGAGAUUGAACGAGCUUUUGUUCACCUCGAUUACGAGGUUACUCAUCGACCGGAGCAUGCCUACAGAGAUAAGUGACGAUGCACUAGGCACACCAAUCCUGGCUUCGAGUCAGCCUUGCCAAGCAAACAACUCCACCCAACUGAUUGCCCCCCUCCCUCUGAAUGAUCUGAACUUCUUAGACUUCAUAACAAAAAGGACUAUCACUGUAAAUACCUGCUGCCCUCUCAAAACAAGAGAUAGGUCCCACAACACGCAGUUUUCAAACCAACUACCUUAAUAAAUGGUUGUGAAUCCAACACAAGCAAAGGAAAGGCAUACCAAAUGCCAUGAUCAAACGCAUCCGAGAAGUACCACAAGGGCUUCGAAAUCAGAUGGAAAACCUAGCGGCAGAAAACAAAUCAGGUUCGAUGUAACGACCAGCAUGUGAUUGAACAUGUCCACUUAAUACGAUUGAUGUAACCAAAUGCUCCAUAAACAGUCAAUAAACUUGGUUAGACGGA
Physcomitrium patens is the source of this 2164-nucleotide messenger RNA. The record is from RefSeq and is a predicted model, not a curated record. Lineage: Eukaryota; Viridiplantae; Streptophyta; Bryopsida; Funariales; Funariaceae.